GAAAGCUAGUAUUUCCGCUGACUGUAUCUUUACUGAUUGUAGGGUUUGGAGCGUUUUGUUUCCUCAGUUUCUCCCCGUAGCUCUUCUUUCACCUUCUCCGAUGGAACGUUCGCAAGCCUGAGGUUCCAUCUCGGAACUCUGGAGACCUUGACGUUCUGAGCGCGGAUAAAAAUGACUCACUCCCCAGGCGAGCUGCCGCCGCUCCGGCUCUAUCCCAAGUUGCCCGUGUGGGUAGUGGAGGAUCACCAAGAGGUCUUGCCUUUUAUAUACCGAGCUAUUGGCUCAAAACAUCUUCCUGCCAGUAACAUAACCUUUGUUCAUUUUGAUUCACAUCCUGACCUCCUUAUUCCGGUCAAUAUGCCAGCAGAUACUGUGUUUGACAAGGAAGCUCUCUUUGGGGAACUGAGUAUUGAGAACUGGAUUAUGCCUGUAGUUUACGCAGGUCAUUUUUCUCAUGUAAUAUGGCUCCACCCAUCAUGGGCUCAGCAAAUCAAGGAGGGCAGACAUUGUUUUUUAGUGGGCAAAGAUACCUCUACUACAACUAUCAGGGUUACAAGUACAGAUCAUUACUUCUUGAGUGAUGGUCUUUAUGUCUCUGAAGACCAGCUGGAGAAUCCAAAGCCUUUAGAGUUGGACGUAAUUCUGGUAAAUCCUUCCCAACUGGUCAGCAGUCAAGAGGAAAAUGGAGCAGUGCCUUCUGCUAAGAGGCUGAAGCUAGCUGCAGAAGAGUCACAAAGCACUGCAUUGACAAACUCUUCCUCUUCAGAAGGACUUUGUCCAACCCAAAAAGCAGAAGGGAUGGAAAAGGAGUCACAGUUGGCUCCCCAAACUUGCACAGCGCCAGCAAUUUCAAGCUAUUUUGAAACUCAGGACUGCCAAACUAGAGCCAGUGCUAGGGAGAUUCUCCAGAUUGUGAAGAAAGGAGAUGCCUUUGUUUUAGAUAUUGACUUAGAUUUUUUUUCAGUCAAGAAUCCCUUCAAAGAAAUGUUCUCUCAGGAAGAAUACAAGCUCUUACAAGAACUAUACAGUUUUAAAAAGCCAGAUGCAGACCUGACAGAGGAGGGCUUGGUAGACUGUGUGGAAAGUCGGGUUCAUCAGCUGGAAGAUUUAGAAGCUGCUUUUGCAGACUUGUGUGAUGGUGAUGAUGAAGAAACAGUACAGAGAUGGGCUUCAAAUCCUGGAAUGGGGUCCUUAAUUCCACUUGUUCAGAGUUUGAAAAACCGGACAGAAACACCAGACUAUGAGAUGGUCCAUCAGGCUGGUCUGACCUGUGAUUAUUCUGAACUUCCUCACCAUAUCAGCACUGAGCAAGAAAUUGAGUGUCUUGUACAGUCUCUAAAGUAUUUACUUAAAAACUUACCAAAGCCUACUCUUGUGACCAUUGCCCGGUCAAGUCUGGAUGACUAUUGUCCUCCUGAGCAAGUUGAUAUUAUUCAAGAAAAGGUCCUUAAUGUGCUUCAUACUUUGUAUGGAAGUCUAGACAUUCACUUGGAGUAUUCAACCAAUUCACCUCCGGCUUGAAAGGAAAAAAGAUUUCUAUUCCAUCUAAAAAAAUGUAUUAACAAAUUUUCCUUAACUCUUCCAUGCAACUUCUUAAAAUGAAUAUUUUGGUUUCUUAGAAAUUUUAAUUGGAAUUGUUUCUAAUGAUCUAAUCUUGAGUCUCCAUCUAUCCAGGUUAUUGAAUAUCAAAUAUGCCAAUUUGUAGAGUUACUAUAUUACCGUAUCUUUUUGUCUAUCCUCUCUCUGUCCUCCGUGUCCCUUCCCAAACCAGUCCUGUUUCUCAGACCUGUAAGCUAAAGUACAAUGGACCCUGCUUGCAUGAUUAAGAGCUAGAUGGGUCCUUAGAAGUCAUGUAAUCCAAGUCCCUCAUUUUAAAGAUGAGGUAACUAACUACUGGGGACUUAGGUGGUGCAGUGGAUACACUCCCAGGCCUGGAGUCAGAAAAACUCAUCUAUUUUCAAAUCCCCAAAACAAUUUUUUAGGGACCCCUGAGAAUAUGCAAUCAAAAUACACAGCUACGUAUGAACUUAUAGUAAAACAAGUAUACUUUCCAUGUGACAUUAGAAAGAUACCCCUCAUUAAGGAUCAUAAGUUGGAUACUCUCAAAUUUGGUCUCAAGAUCUCUUUUGAGUUUUUAGCUAAAGCCAUGCAGGCCUAAGAUUACACAGAUUGGAGAUCUUUGGCUGGACAACUUGAUUAAGCUGCUGCAGAGAUGAGUGUUUAUAUACUUGGUGUCUAUGACAGUUCUCAAUAGAUCCUUUAAAUCCUUGCAGUUUUUCCAUUGUUGAAACAGAUCAACCGGCCCUUUCAGAAUCUUAAAUUGGAUAAUACAGGGUUCCUUGUUGAUGGAGGAUGGGGAGUGAUGGAUAAAUGGAAAUGCCUGAAUGGAAUUCCCCCAUUGGCUAAAUUGAGUAUUUGAAUGUUAUAAGCACAACUUUGAUUAUUAUCACAGAUCCAGUUAAGGUUACCCACUCAGUACAAUGAUAAAGAGCUCCUCAUGUAAUCAUUGUAAUUUUCAUGUAAUCAUAGGCAGUCAUUGAGAUUUAUUAACUUAGACACUAGGGCAGCUAGGUAGCAAAAUGGAUAGAGUUCUGGGCCAGGAGUCAGUAAGACUCAUCUUUCUGAAUUCAGAUCUGGCCUCAGACACUUGUUAGCAUGUGAUCCUGGGCAAGUCAUUUGAUCUUAUUUGCCUCAGUUUUCUGAUCUAUAAAAUGAACUGGAGAAGGAAAUAGCAAACCAAACUGGGUAUCU
Molecule: messenger RNA, 2751 nt
Organism: Trichosurus vulpecula (common brushtail)
Lineage: Eukaryota; Metazoa; Chordata; Mammalia; Diprotodontia; Phalangeridae
Gene: C1H5orf22
Product: chromosome 1 C5orf22 homolog
Exons: 9
Coding region: 172-1521 (449 amino acids)
Source: RefSeq, a predicted model, not a curated record